AAAGCUUCUUUUCCAAUUUAUUCUAACCACAAUGCAAUGCUCGCUUCAAAGUUCAAAUUCCUCUUUCUCUGUUCGUCGUAGCAUCACUUGAAUUCUCUGCUCAGAGGAGAAGGUAGAAUAACUAUUUCUCAAUCAAAACUGGGGCAGCUCCUGAAUUUUCUAUUGCAAUUUUCUGGAGUGUAUGAAUAAUGGGAUCAGCUUGCUGUGUUGCUGCGAAGGGUCGCAGUGUACCUGAAAGAACUGGAGAGAAAGGUUUGCAUCGAGCUGGAUAUUCACCGAAAUGUGGCUCUGGAUUGAAUGGUAAUCAUGUGCCUAUCACCAGGGAGAACGAGAAUCCCACCUGUCAGAACUCUCACUUGACUAGCAGAAAUGUGAGCAUGGAAUUUAAAGGUCCAUUAAGUUCUGAAAGAGGUCAUUCAUCAGAUGGAGGAAGCACCCUGGAGAAUUCUGCAACUCCAAUAUCUCAGAAGUCCCCUUUUGAUGACACAUUUGUUCCAAAUCUGAUAGCUACUCCAUCUGAUCUGUCCAUAUCAAGCAAAUUUUCUAUGAUGAAUUCUGUAGACUCUUCAAUUCCGAAUCAUUCAUUUCCAAUUCCUCCGGUUUUCUCGUCGCCUGCACUAGAUCAUCAUUCUAAUUCUACACCAUCAAGACGGGCACAUCGAUCUCCAGGUCAUCCACUAUUGAGACAGAUUUCAGAUAGUCAGAUCUUGGGUCUGAAAUCACCGGGCUACUCGAUUUCUGAGGGAAGGCCAUCAUUUGUAUUCUCCCCCUGUAGCAAUGAAAUGGCAACAGGAUCCCUAUAUGGAUCAUCCGAUGGCUGGUCCAUGCGCACCUUUUCAGAGAUGGUGGCUUCUUGAAUAUUUAGGAUCCGGUCGUCACAAGAUAAUUGGAUCCAGCAGCAGCAGGUUCUUGCAUUCUCCCUCAAUGGAUCAACAAUCUUGUCCAGCUUGCGCGAGGCCUUUGACCGAACUACCAAAUUUUGUUGCCAGAAGUGAUGUCUCAUGUGUUGCUAUCCUUGUGUGUGGCCAUGCAUAUCAUGCCGAAUGCUUAGAAUCUAGAACUGCCGAGGCAAACAAGUUUGAUCCAGCAUGUCCAGCUUGUAUCGUCGGAGAUAAUCACUCGUCAAAGUCAUCCAGAAAAGAUAUUAGGGUCGAAUCAGAGACUUCUAAGGGAAAGCACCAGAAGAUAUCUCGAAGCCGUGUAGCUGAUAGCUACCUUGAAUCUGAUGUCAAUGUUUCCGAACCACAGAAAGACAUUGAAAGAAUAGGGAAAGUUUCAAAGAUGGAGCCGAGCUCAAGUACUAGGAGCACACAUGGAAAGCCGUUCUUGAAGAAGCACUUUUCGUUUCGGUCCAAAUCAAAUCGAACCCUGCCAGAGAAUGAUACUGCAAGGACAAAGGGCUUUUGGGGAAGACACCGAAAAGAAUGAAAGGCAGUAAAAAAGAAUGGGUUCCCAUUUCUUUGCGAGUCAGCAGCUAAUUAUAGGAGUAAUAUUAUAACCCCAUCAGAUUUUUGAGUUUCAAUAUUUUUUACAUAAUUAACUUCACUGAUGAUUUUAAAUCUAUGUUAUAUAAAAGUUGAUAGCAAGCUAUUAGAGUGGAAUGAAGUUUGUGAAGUUGCUCAUUUUAAUAAUAAGACAGGACCAAAUAUAGUUACAAAUGAAGUCAUAUGUCUCUGCAUUGAACAGGAAACAAACCCCGCACAAACACACAAAGAGCAUGCUAACUGAAUUGAAGAGCUAUCCAAAAAGA
Messenger RNA from Arachis duranensis, 1750 nucleotides. RefSeq lists its product as uncharacterized. NCBI's taxonomy places the organism in Eukaryota, Viridiplantae, Streptophyta, Magnoliopsida, Fabales, Fabaceae. The record is from RefSeq and is a predicted model, not a curated record.